AUGGCCACGGCCCACGAGGCCAACGAAGAUUUCCUAGAAGCAGCCAAGUGCCUCGCCGAGAUGCCUCUCGACUCCUCCCAACGCAAAGUCUCGCCCGCCGACCGCGCCCGCGUCUGGAUCCGCAUCGCCCGCAACUACCUCGAGGUCGACGACACGACGGCCGCCGAGACGUACGUCAACAAGCUCAAGAACAUCAUGCACGACGUCGCCGACGAGAAGCCCCACGACGCCCGCGACCUCGACCUCCACUUCCGUCUCAGCCAGGCCCGCGUCUACGACGCCAAGCGCGACUUCCUCAACGCCGGCGCCCGCUACCACGACAUCAGCCUGUCGCCCGCCAUCGCCGAGGACGAGCGCCUGCACACCCUGAGCAUGGCCGUCAAGUGCGCCAUCCUCGCCCCCGCCGGCCCCAUGCGCGCCCGCACCCUCGGCCGCCUCUACAAGGACGAACGCGCCGCCGCCCUCGACGAGUCGACAAGUUCGCCCAGGGCCUGCAGCCCCACCAGCUCGCCACCACGGCCGACGGCUCCACCGUCCUCGCGCGCGCCGUCGUCGAGCACAACCUCCUCGGCGCCUCGCGCCUCUACGCCAACAUUGGCAUCGGACGCCCUCGGCGUCCUGCUCGGCCUCGACGCCGACAAGGCCGAGGAGACGACGGCCCGCAUGAUUGAGCAGGGCCGCCUCGUCGGCCGCAUCGACCAGAUGGACCGCAUCAUCUGGUUCGAGCGCGGCGAGGCCUCUGGCCAAAAGGGCAGCGGCCGCGCCGAGGUCGUCGUCGGCAAGGAGAUGCGCCAGUGGGACGCCAACAUUCAGAGCGUCGCCGAGGAGGUCGAGAACGUCACCAAUGCCCUGCAGAAGGAGUUUCCCGACUUUGUGGCGAAGAACCUCCUCGUGUGA
Messenger RNA from Verticillium alfalfae VaMs.102, 897 nucleotides. Its product is annotated as COP9 signalosome complex subunit 4. Bases 1 to 897 code for a protein of 298 amino acids. The record is from RefSeq and is a predicted model, not a curated record. The transcript is spliced from 3 exons. Lineage: Eukaryota; Fungi; Ascomycota; Sordariomycetes; Glomerellales; Plectosphaerellaceae. Gene Ontology annotation, cellular component: COP9 signalosome; cytosol.